CCAACAAACAAUUGAUUUUAUCGCCAUUUUUUUAACGAUUAUAUAGGAGUUAUCAUCGAUACAUGAGCAAAUUGAAUUGAUUCGAAAACUGUAUAUCGAAAAACGAAUUUUGGAAACAUUUGAAUUAUUGUAUGAAGAUUUCACCAAGAAAAAAAACCAACAUUCAACCAAAAUCAAAAUCCAAAAUGUCUGAAAUGAUAUCAAAAUAUAACAAAGAUUCAAAGCCAAUGAUGUGUGGUGGUCUGGCAUCUGAAUCAACCGAAAUCAGUGAUCAUGUACGUGAAAUGGUAAAAAAAUUUCAACCAAAAGUUGAAACGAAAUUCGGCCGUAAAUUGGAACGAUUUGAACCGGUAAAAAUUCGUACACAAGUUGUUGCCGGUAUAAAUUAUUUUAUUAAAUGUCAUAUCGGUGGUGAUGAUUAUGUUCAUAUAAGAAUUUAUGAACCAUUACCAUGUAUGGCACAGGAACCUGAAUUGACGGCAAUUCAUUCGGAAUUGAAAAAAUUGGAUGAUCCAUUGGAAUAUUUUCAACAUUGAUUUUGCAAAAAAAAGAAGAUUUUAUUUCAAAUUUAAAUUAAUUAUUUUUUUUUGUUGUUAUCGUUGAAUCAAAAUAAAUAAAUAAAACUUGGUUUUU
Dermatophagoides pteronyssinus (European house dust mite) is the source of this 633-nucleotide messenger RNA. Its product is annotated as cystatin-B-like. NCBI's taxonomy places the organism in Eukaryota, Metazoa, Arthropoda, Arachnida, Sarcoptiformes, Pyroglyphidae. Gene Ontology annotation, molecular function: cysteine-type endopeptidase inhibitor activity. Gene Ontology annotation, cellular component: cytosol. The record is from RefSeq and is a predicted model, not a curated record.